GAUCAACAGCUGCUGUCGUAUCAGAUCACACACAGUCAGCAACAGACCUGGACAAGAACGCAGGACUGGUAUGAUGGAGUCAGUGAGAAGAAUGAGGAGAAAUAGCAGGUCUCUGCAUCAGGACCAGUUUCAUCAGGGCGUCCGUGGAGGAGACAGAGACACUCCAAUUGUGGCUCAGGCGGGUAGAGACACUAAAAUGAUCCACUCGAUUGCUAGUCUGAUCAGAGCAAAGAGCAAACUCCUCCUCCUCGAGAGUCCUGACACUGUGGAGAUCUACAAGCUCGAGCAGCCAAAAGCUCGUUCUCAUGGAGGAGCUAAAACCCAAACUCACCUCCCAGCCAUCACAACUAAAGCUGCAAGUCUCAGUUCAAUCAGGGAGGCUCUGAGUCAGUCCUGCCCGUACCUCUACAACAAACGCAGAGGUUCAUUCUCUUCGGUUGGCUCUCAGAGAACUGAAGAUAAUACUAAGAAACAGCAGAGUUACCUGAAAACCCAAAGAGAGGCCAAGAAAUCCAACGUCACCGUAACAAUGACCUACCUAGGGAAUGGUCAUGUGGGGUCAAGGUUUGGGUCAACUAAAGAUGAACUGAAGGUACUCCAGCAAGUCAACGGAGGGGAGAAUGUCUGUGUCUUCAAGGGAUUAGUGACUCCAGGAGAACAGUUCCAGUUUGUAUCUCAGAGACACAGAGGAUUCCCCUUCAGUGCUACCUUGUAUGUGAAUGACAUCAUGGUGGCCAGAAUCAGUUCCUGCUGUGAGUACCGGUACUCCCCUGGCUUCCAGCAGGGCAGGAAGAGUUGCUUCAGACUGACUUGGCUGUCCGGAGGUGUACCAUGUUACAGAUGUACAAAUCUUCGAAACAAAUACAGUUCCUGCCAGCAGCUCAACAACCGCGCAAUGGAGAACUUACAACAGAGCCCUGGCAACGGCACUGUAGAGUCGUGUCCGUCCUCCCCAUUGUUUAUCCCAGCCAAAUCCGAGAACAAAUCAGUGAGGAGGACAAGAAAGUACAUCAAAGAAGGUAGUGGUGCAUCCACGGACAGUGAAGACACCAGUGUAGCCGGGAUUAAAGACAUCUCCAAGCCCAAACGGCUCAAAGGUCAAUCUAAUCACAAACAGAGCAAGGGUAAGACAGCUGGAAAUAAAAGACGGGAGCAGAGGCGAGACAUUAAGAGCACGGACGUCUCGCAGAGGUUAACACUGACCGAUAAAUGUGAAGAACAAACAUCAUCUCCCAGACAGGUGCAGAAACAAUCCAAUAAUAUCACAGCACCACACACUCAACAGCAACAAUUCAACAUGACAAGCAAAGGUCUUGAUCCAUUGCAGGACAAGGACAAACUUUGCAAACAGAAUGAACAGAAACACAAGGAGUCUGCAUCAAAUGUGCAUCCCACAGAUGGGGAACAAAUAAAGGAUUUUUAUGAAGAAUGUGUGAAAAAGAACACUGUUUUUUUGGAGCAGAGCGCAAACAAGCACAACUUGUUCCAGGCAAACUUGCUCGAGAGGUGCCGGCUCCAGAAGAAACUCUCAUCGAGUCUCAAAGCUACAAGUUCAGAUGUUGAGCCAAGUGCAGAAAGUGACACAAUCCUGCAGCCCGAUGAAGAGUCAGAAGAAAAAGAUAUAGUCAGCCAGAGCCCGGGCAAAGAAGAGCCUCUUGACGAACAAGACCUGCAGGCACAGCUUGACGCCAUGAUGAUGGUUCUGAGGACUUCUGAUGAGGUGGAGCAGCUGGUUUUGAGAAACACAGGCCUGACCGACGACCUUUUGCUUAACCUGGCAGGAGCCUUGAAGAGCAGCAUGUCCGAAGUUAUACUUCUCAACCUCAACCUCAACCUCAUUGGUCCAUACGGUGCUCACAUUCUGCUGGACCUAUUGAGGGUAAAGCCUCAAAUCAAAGGCUUACACUUGUUUGGAAACAAACUGCGUGACCACGGAGUGCUGACCCUUUUGAAAGGAAUAGCUGAGCUGCAGGAGCAAACAAGAAGUGUGCCUGCCAUCCAACAGCCAGUGAUUUUCCCAUCAAAGCAGAACCUGCAAACAGCUGACCUCCCAGCUGCAUGGAGGUCUUUCCAUGGUUUUACAAUUUUGGAACUAGAUAUUGGAGGAAACGGUCUGAGUAGUGAUGGAAUAAAAGUGUUAGCAGCAUAUUUGAGGCACCACUCUUUCCUGCAGUACUUAGGAUUGGCGCAGACUUGCGGCGCUGAUCUGGCAGCGUGGAAGGAAUUUUUCGACAGCCUCAAAGGAAACAUCUCACUAACUCAGAUAAUUCUAGAUGAGAACAAUUUGGGAGACCCAGGAGUGAGGCUGCUGGCGGACAUGUUGAAAGUGAACGCAAGUCUGAGGCAGGUGGAUCUGGACAGGAACAGCAUCAGUGACGUGGGAGGAAACGACAUCAUGGCGGCGUUGCUAUGCAGGACGGAGUUACCACUGAUGCAUUUGAGCCUCCAGGAGAACAACAUCAGUGCAGGACUCAUGAAUAGGAUACAAGAGGAGGUGAAAUAUAAAUGAAGCAAAUCAUCCAGGAAGAAUCAGAUCAGAUCUGACUGAAGAGUGUAUGAUUCCGAUUACACACUAAUGUGGAGUAAAUAUUUUUUACAGUGACUGCAGUGCUAUUAAUACCACCAACCCCUGUUGGUAGAUGAAUGUAACGUGUAUGUGUUGAUGUGGGAGGAAACACAGAUACAGAGAACAUCAUGCAAACGCAACACACAAACAGAUGCCAGGCUUUGGUGGAACCAAACCCAUAACCUCCUCACUGGGUGGCAAAAGUUAAAGAAUGAAUUAGAACUCAAAGCUAAAUAUAUCUAAAAUGAAUGGAAACUAAAAUGGACAUGUAUCUAAAUGUCA
This is a messenger RNA of Thalassophryne amazonica, 2848 nucleotides long. RefSeq lists its product as uncharacterized. Lineage: Eukaryota; Metazoa; Chordata; Actinopteri; Batrachoidiformes; Batrachoididae. The transcript is spliced from 13 exons. Gene Ontology annotation, molecular function: protein binding. The record is from RefSeq and is a predicted model, not a curated record. The coding region runs from base 71 to 2509 and encodes 812 amino acids.